Messenger RNA from Protopolystoma xenopodis, 384 nucleotides. The record is from the annotation of a GenBank genome assembly. Lineage: Eukaryota; Metazoa; Platyhelminthes; Monogenea; Polystomatidea; Polystomatidae.
AUGAAGGCCAUUUAUUUGAUGGUUGGUGAAAUUGAUCCUGGGCCAACCAACACUCCAGAGGGACGCACAAAAGCCAUAUUUCAUAAAAUGGAUGUGAACUCAGACCACGUGCUAACGAAAGAAGAAUUUAUUCGUGGAUGUCUUAAUGAUGAACAUCUUUAUAAGUUGCUGGCUUGCUCCGAGCAAAACAACACUCCAAGUUCCUCGUGUUUCUCCAGCCAGCAUCGUCUUCGUCUAUUUGAAAAAUUACUGUAUAAGCUUCACUCUUUUUUAAACAAAUAUGGUAUCGAAGAAAAAAAGGAAGAACAAUUUUUUCUGAGGGAAAAAAUUGAGAAAAAUUUCCUUAAAUUUAAUGAUCUUCUUUUGGUCUCCCUAAAGAUUUGA